Molecule: messenger RNA, 7412 nt
Organism: Cutaneotrichosporon oleaginosum
Lineage: Eukaryota; Fungi; Basidiomycota; Tremellomycetes; Trichosporonales; Trichosporonaceae
Biological process (GO): RNA export from nucleus; protein import into nucleus
Cellular component (GO): nuclear pore
Molecular function (GO): protein binding; structural constituent of nuclear pore
Source: RefSeq, a predicted model, not a curated record
CAGCCACGAACCAUGUUCACCAGCAACGCCUUCGGCGCGCUGGCUAUGGACGAUGGUCCGCCGCCUCCGGCCCCUGCCGCGCCUGCCAGCGGAGGUGUACGCACCCGCCUCGUCGAGGGCGAGGACGUCGACGCAGAGUGGCUCAGACUCGUGCGCACCAACCACGACGUGAAUGUCCGUGUGCAGGACAAGGUCGCGCUCGACGGCCUUCCCUCCGAGUGCGGCUUGCUCGCGCUCAGCAAUACCCACAACCUCUUGUUUGCUGGUGGCAACACGGAUGUCCGCGUCCACCGCCUGGACCAGAUCCACGAGCUGCUGGAGAAGUCUGCCAAAGACGCACAGCCGGCGUCAUCGCCAAUUGCGACUAUUGCACUGCCCGCGCGUCCCGUAUGGGUGCGCCUCGCAUAUGGCGACGAGCGCUUGGUCGUCGCGACGGCUGGCGCAGGCAUUCUUUUAUACAAGACCUCUGACCUCGUAGCAGGAAACACUACUCCCUACGCCACUAUCACCAGCGGCGUCCCCGACAUGAUGCUCGAUGUCGUGCCGAACCCCGCCGCACCCUCCGAGCCGCAGGCCAAGUAUGUGACGCUCCUGGCGUCACAGGGCUUUGUGCUUCUCGAUACUGAGGCUGGUGUGCCCUCCGCUCCGCUUGCAGGCGCGUUCACCGCAGCCUCGUGGUCUGCUAAGGGCAAGCAGAUGGUCGUCGGUACGCGCGACGGCAAACUUGUGCAGUACACCCCCGAGGGUGUGGCCAAGAGCGAGGUGCCGCCCCCGCCGGAGCUUGAAGCAGGGUACUACCCCACCUUCGUGCAGUGGCUCGAGAACCACCUCUUCCUCGCGGGCUAUGGCGACGGCGAAGAGUUCGCAAUCUACGCCAUCCACCGCACCCCCGCCGAAAUUACCUACACCAAGUUCUACGACAUCAACGACCAGAUGGGCUUCUCCGGCCGCUCCGCGCAGCACAGGCACUACGUUGGUCUUAAGGACUGGGGAAACUCGAAGCAUCUCGCGUUCCUCCUCUCUGCUAUUGCCUCCGAAAUCGGCGUCCUCCGCGGCCUCCCUGCGCCGGAUAAGACCAACCCGACCUGGGAAGCUGUGAUGCUCGACGAGACAGCGCGCGCAAUCAUGCCCGCCGGCAAAGUCGGCGUGUCGGACGACACGAGCCCCAUCGGUCUCGCCUUGGAUUUGACCAGCACUAAGCACAUUGUGCGCGGCAUUGUCGGCGGCGAAGAGCUCCCCGACCUCGCGCCGGUGCCGCGUCUCAUUACGUACUCGCAGGAAGGUUUCAUCAUGUCGUUUGAUGUGCAGAACCCCGAUGCUGGCGCGUACCCCAGCAUGAUGGCGCCCGCCGCCGCGACUACGCAGCCCACAUCCGCCGCGGCGGCUCCCGCCCAGAGUAAGCCUUCGCUAGGCUUCGGCGGAGGCUCUGGCUCCGCAUUUGGCCAGACCAACAAGCCUGCGACUGGGUUCGGCGUAUCAGCCUUCGGACAGCCCUCGACCACCACCCAGCCUGCCUUCGGCCAGGCGUCGACUCCAUCCAACACUGCCUCCGCCUUCGGUCAGUCAGCCUUUGGCAGCACACCGACCAAGCCCUCGGCGUUUGGACAGUCCGCAUUUACGUCCACCACGCCGACGACGACACCCGCCAAGUCUGCAUUUGGACAGGGCGGCUUUGGUGCGUUCUCCAGCUCCUCGUCCGGGCAGAGUGCUUUCGGCAAGGCAUCCAACGGCGGAGGGUUCGGCGCCUUCGCCUCGAAGCCGGAGGAGAAGAAGACGGAGGUGGAGCAGAAGCCCGCGUUUGGCAGCAGCGGCUCCGCUGGUGUCUCUGCGUUUGGCCAGACCGCGUUUGGGCAGAAGAAGGAGGGCAGCGCCUUCGGGCAGAGCGCGUUUGGCCAGAGCGCUUUCGGCCAGCCGGCCACGCCUAAGGAUGAGAAGAAGGACGGUGACAGUAAGCCAGCCUUCGGUGGGUUUGGCAACUCGGGCACUUCGGCCUUCGGGCAGAGCGCGUUUGGCCAGAAGAAGGACGAGAGCAAGCCCGCCUUCGGCUCGACCACGCCGGCCUCGACCCCCAAGUCGGCAUUUGGCCAGAGCGUCGCAGGUGGCGCGCCUGCAUUCGGCCAGUCGUCCGUGCCGGCCAAGCCCGCGUUCACCGGCUUCGGCCAGCCCAAGCAGGAGAAGAAGGAGGACACGGUGUCCACUGAGCCAGAGAAGAAGUCGGCCUUUGGCGCGUUCAGUUCUCCCAGCUCGGGCUCGGCGUUUGGCACCAGCGCGUUCGGCACCAGCGCCUUUGGCGGCAGCUCCGGCAGCGCGUUUGGCAAGAAAGACGAUAGACCCGCUUUCACAGGCUUUGGCCAGAAGCCUGCUGCCUCCCCCUCCGCUUUCGGCACUGGCUCCGCCUUCGGCUCUGGCUCCGCCUUUGGCUCUGGCUCUGCCUUCGGAGCCGCCUCCGCGUUCGGAAAGAAGGACGACAAACCCGCAUUCACCGGUUUCGGCAAGCCCUCUACGUCUGCGGCGCCUGCUCCCGCCGAGGAGAAGAAGGACGACGGCGCCUUUGGCCUCGGCGGCUUGGAUUCCACGCUGUCCUCAAGCGUUCCCGGACUCAACGACUCGCCCUCGCCGGAGCACAAGCCCGGCGUCGUGCCCGGUCUAGAGUCAGACGAGGAUGAGCCCUCGUCUCCUCCACCCAAGCCCGCCGCCCCUGCCAAGUCGAGCACCAGCUCCUUCAUCAAGCCCGCGACAGCCUUUGCGUCCGCGACAUCGGGUGGCUUCGGCGCUUUCGGGGGCAAGAACACAUUCGGGUCCAGCCCCGCCGCGCUGUCGAGUGGCACGCCCAAGGCGCUGAGCAAGGCGCCCACGACCCCGGCUUCCGCAGUCGGGCAGAGCUCGUUCGGAAAGCCCGCGUUUGGGCAGAGCUCAGGCUUUGGCCAGGUGGCCGCGCCCGCCAAGUCGAGCAGCGCGUCCGCACCCGCCAGCGGCUUCGGCUCGUUCUCUGGCGGCGGCGGCUUUGGCGCGUUCGCAACGAAGGAGAGCGCGUUCAGCGAGCCGAAGGGCAAGAGCGUGUUUGCCGACAGCAAGCCCAAGGAGUUUGAGAAGUUUGACAAGCCAUUUGGUGUGCACUCGGACGACGAGGACGACUUCACGGACGAGGAGAGCGAGGAGGAAGCCAAGGAGGAUGCGAAGGACAGCAAGGACGUCAAGCCGGAUAACAACGACAUUAAGGAGGGCAAAACGGACGAAAAGCCCACGGCCCCCUCCGACUCCAAGACUGACGACAAGGUCGCCAGUGCUUCCAAGAAGAUCUCGUUCUCCAUCGGUGGCGAUGAACAGAAGUCGCCCGAUGAGGAGGUUAAGGGCUUUGAUGUGCCCGCGCCCGCGCCCAAGGCUGAGGCUGAGGACCAGAGCAAAGCUCCAGAGGCCGACGACAAGGCUGAGGCCCAGACAGGGGCGGAUGACACGUCCAAAUCCGACGCCGACACCAAGCCCGGAACCUCGACGAAGGCAGAGGGCAAGAAGCAUGCCGUGGACGCCGACAAGCCUGCGAAUGCGACUGGCGAAGCCUCAACCGAAGUGGCCUCGCCUGAGGACCCCGAGUUGAAGAAGUUCCUUGAGGACGACUACGAAGAUGAUGACGACGACUACUAUGACGAAGACGAGGAGGAGUACUCUGAUGGCUCGCCUGGCGACGACGAGCAUGACGACGAUGAGCCGCUCCGCUCUAGACGCUCGUUCUCCUCCCUCCCGCCCGAGAUGGACCCGAUACCCGAGGAUGACGAGACAGAGGACGAGGAUGAUGAAACGACAUCUCCAAAGCGCCCCAAGUCGCCUACGUGGUUCGCAGGCUCCGCCUCGACGUCGGGAACCCCCUCUCUGCUGAGCAGGAUGGGUCCCCCACCCUCGCAGGCAACGCCGCCGAGAGUUCCCGCCUUUGCGCUCAAGCACGCGCCGAAGACGAGCUCGCCGUUGGCCGCCCAGACGGUGGGGGAUGACGACAGCUCGGGUGGUGCGCUGAGCGAGCGGAGCGAGAAGACAGACGACGAGGAGUCCAAGGACGCCGCGGCAUCGCCGCAAGCGCGGAAGUCCAGCUUCGGCAGCAUCGGUCUCGGUUUGGCUGGCGCACAGCCGUUCUCCUUUCACCAGAGCGACAAGAAGAAGACAGACGAUAAGAAGGACAGCGACGAUAAGAAGGAGACCGAGAACAAGAAGGACAACGACGACAAGAAAGAGGCCAAGUUGGAGAAGCCUGCCGUCUCGUUCGCCAAGCCUGCCGCGGUGCCUGGAGAGUGGACGUGCGACACUUGUAUGCUCAAGAACCCGGCGACGGCGAAGGACAAGUGCUCGGUCUGUGAGGCGCCCAAGCCCGGCGCUAAGGCGGCGGAUGCCCCUCCCCCGGCCGCUGCGCCUCCGAAGCCCACGUUUUCGUUCAAGCAGGCCGGCCCCGCUGCCGGCGAAUGGACGUGCGACACAUGCAUGCUUAAGAACCCGGCAAGCGCUACAGAGAAGUGUACCGUCUGCGAGACCCCGAAGCCUGGUGCAGCCCCCAAGGCUAAUGUCGCUUCACCGGCCGCAUUGCCUGCUCCUCCGGCAGGCGGCUUCGGAUUCGGUGGAAAGCCUCCCGCCGCUCCGUCAACCGGUUUCAGCUUUGGCGGUAAGACGCUGGCAUCGACAGCUUCGCCAUCUCCACCCUCGACCGCGGGCGCCGGUCCCACUCCGCCCGCUGGCGGAUUUAGCUUCGGCGGCAAGCCCGCUGGCCCCGCUCCGCCCGCUGGUGGCUUCAGCUUCGGCGGCAAGCCCGCCGGCCCGGCACUCCCUGCCCCGCCCGCUGGCGGCGGCUUCAGCUUUGGCAAGCCCGCCUCGCCCCCCGCCAGCACAUCGCCUACCGCUCCAGCUGGCAUGCCAACUGCUCCCAGCGGUUCAUUUUUCGGCUCGUUUGGCAAGACUCCAGCUGCCCCGACGACCGUCAAGUCGUCGACGGGUGGCGCCGUGUCGGGCCAGUGGACGUGCGACACAUGCAUGCUCCAGAACCCAGACUCGGCACAGCAGUGUACGGUCUGCGAGGCACCGCGGCCUGGGGCCAAGAAAGAGGAGGCUAAGCCGGCCGCUGGUCUGUUCGGAAAGCCUGCCGAUAAGCCGCCGACCCCGUCAGCAGGAUUCAACUUCGGCAAACCGGCGGCGUCGACCACUAAGGAGGAGAAGCCCACCGCCCCUGCUUCCGCCUCGCCCUUCAGCUUCGGUCUGCCGACAACCCCGGCGGCCGCGAAUCCCAAGCCCGCCGCACCUGGCUCACUCUUCAGCGGCUUCGGCAAGGCAGCGACACCCGCACCCCCAGUUGCAGCGCAGAAGCCAUCGCUCUUCGGCACGGUCGCCUCAGCAUCGACCCCGGCCACUCCCGCACCGUUCGGCACGAUGGGCCCGUCGUACACCGGACCGCCCACGCCUGCCCAAGGCCCCGUCGCGCCCAGCGCGACUCCCUCGCCUUUCCAACUGGGCACGAAGGCGCCCACGCCUGCGCCUGGCGUGUUUGGCAGCCUUCAGAACCUUCCUGCGCCGACAGCGCAGCCCGCGAGUGUCUUUGGCGGCAAGCCGCUCUUUGCGCAGCCCGCUCGGACCGCACCUGCUCUCGCCCAGCAGGCGGCACCCACUGACGCUCCCCACCCAACCCCGCCCGUGCAGAAGUUCACCACGCCUGCGCGCCGCCCUGUGCCGACGGGUACUGUCGCACCUUCCCAGACACCCAAGAGCAUGGGCGACGCGCUCGAGCUUCUCAUUGCGGAUGUCGGCGAGGACCUCGGCCGACUCGGCAAGACUCUGCAGGCGAACAAGCUGCACCACGCUGCCGUUGAGGCCGAGACGUUCCCGCCGCCCAGCAUCGAUAACUUUGCGCAGCACGAUGCGCUGCCCCUCUCCGCCCUGGACACUGUGCACGCGCUGACCGUCGAACUUGGCGCGCAGCUUGCGGCCGUGAGGGCCGAGGUGCGCCAGUCUGACAUUACUCUCGCGCAACUGCAGAGCCGGAUGCUGAAGACGGAUAUGAAGACCGGGCAGGCCGAUAAGCUCUUCAAGGCGCGCAAGGACCCGUCAUUUGGCCAGGCCAUGCAGAUCAAAGAGCUGUCGCCAGCCCAGGCAGCUGGCCAGACACGCCUGCGCAAGGUCGUCAACAUGACGGCUUCGCGCCUCGACGAGCUUGACGCCGGGAUUGCGAGUCUGAAACGGCGCGGCAACCCACGCACCUCGCACUCGUCCCAGCCGGCCCUGGAGCGCAUCCAGCGCUCUGUGCGCAACGUCGAUGUCGCUAUCCGGGACCGGCAGCGAACGGUCGACGACCUCUCGCGUCGCGUCAGCGCCCUCCGCGUGCGCGACGGGUCCGAGCCUCGAUCGCGUGAAGGAUCCCCCUUCCCCUCGAGUCCGAAGUCACCGCCUGUGCGCGCCGCUUGGGCCGCCCCGACGCCAGCCCAGCGUCCGGCCCACGCGAAUGCCAAACCGAUCGCGCACGGAUCUCCGCGCAAACCGGCAACACCCGAACUGGAGCCUGUUGCAUCCACCCGCUCACCCUCGCUCCAGCCGACUGAUGGGAUGCGCGCCGCUGCCAAGGACGACAGGGAGCGCCGGCGCAGCAUUGCGCGCACGCUCAUGCAGGCCACCAACGGUGAGAAGGGAUCGGGGGGCAAGGUCGCUCCUGUGACUCUCAUCUCGCGCGACACGCCGGCGUCUACCUCCACCUCGGCCAUGACGUCGAAGGUGGGACCGUCGCUCGUCGCACAUGCAUCUGUCGCCCGGGGACCUGUCAUGCUCGACGCCGUCCCUAUCCCGGGCUCGGUGCAGCUGAGUGCGCCUCCGAGGGCUUUCAGCCAGUCGAAGAGCGGUCUGGGGGACGCAACGCGCUCUACGGGUGCCCCUGCGUCUACAGCGCCCAGGACGGCUCCGACUUCAUCCAGUGCUCCGACAUCCGGCCCCGCUCCGGCAGCCAUGUCAACGUCCCCGGCCGCAGCACCGGCUGCUACCCCGGCUGCACCGUCCACGCCAGCCGCGACGCCCCCGGCUUCGGGCUUCGGAGGGUUUGCAGGCAUAAAACUGGAACUGUCGCCCUCGACCUUCUCGACAUUGCCGUCAGAGCGCGCGCCUCGGAGCUCGCUACGGACGUCGAACAGCAAGACGUCGCAUGGGAAGGCGGCCAAGCUCAGCACGACGCCCGUGGUUCCCGCCACGGGCAGCUCGGGCACGCUGUUUGGCGGCAUCGUUCCGGCCAAAGCCAAGGAUGAGGAGCACAAGGCGCCGACUGGAUUCGUCAGGUGAGUUGAGAUGGUUCAGGCAUGGUUUUGUGCGUGCCAUGGAGAGAGAGAUCCGGAAGGGGCCGGAACAGGCUGGAGGAUGGAGGAAUGGGCCGGUGAAUGGCCUCGGGACGUGGCGGUGGCGUC